Molecule: messenger RNA, 2438 nt
Organism: Dermacentor silvarum
Lineage: Eukaryota; Metazoa; Arthropoda; Arachnida; Ixodida; Ixodidae
Gene: bai
Product: transmembrane emp24 domain-containing protein bai
Exons: 3
Coding region: 99-719 (206 amino acids)
Biological process (GO): intracellular protein transport; Golgi organization; endoplasmic reticulum to Golgi vesicle-mediated transport
Cellular component (GO): endoplasmic reticulum-Golgi intermediate compartment; COPII-coated ER to Golgi transport vesicle; endoplasmic reticulum
Source: RefSeq, a predicted model, not a curated record
CCAAUCCACAACGCAGUCGUUGACUUAUCCGCUUUCGGCCUUCUUCCACGUCAGUGUUCAACCGCCUCGAUACACAUAUUUUGCGACUGUUGAGUACGAUGGUGUCUUGUGCGACCUUAUUAUCGGUUUUGACUUUAUAUCUAGGCGUAGCGCACGCCAUACGCUUUCACAUAAAACCAAACACCAAGCGCUGUCUCAAGGAUGAGGUGCUCAAAGACGUCCUCGUUUCCGGCGAGUACCACGUCUCCGAGACGCCGGGUCACAAGACAGACCUGACAGUCAAGGACAGCAAUGGACACAUACUUUACAACAAGGAUGACAUCAAAGAAGGCAAGUUCGCCUUCACCACAGAUGCGUACGAUGUGUACGAGGUGUGCUUCACCACCAAGAUGCCCAGUGAGGUCAAAGGCGGGGACCGGGAAGUCCAGCUCCAGCUCAAGCAUGGUGCAGAGGCCAAGAACUACCAAGGCUUGGCUGAAGUGGGCAAGCUGAAGCCUCUAGAGAUGAAGCUCCAACAGCUGGAGGACCUGUCGGAGGCCGUGGUGAAGGACUUUGCAUACAUGCGCCAACGGGAGGAAGAGAUGCGCGACACCAACGAGUCGACUAACUCACGCGUGCUGUACUUCUCAAUCUUCUCCAUGUGCUGCCUGCUCGGACUGGCCACCUGGCAAGUUCUCUACCUGAGGCGGUUCUUCAAGGCCAAGAAACUCAUUGAGUGAACAAACAGUUGGGUCUGUGAGUGUUUGUGGAGGGGGGUGCACAUACUGGAGGGGCAAUAAAGACACACUUUCGUACACGAAGUAAGUGGAGGUCCACAGAAGGCAAUGUUUUUUAGUCUAUGAGAAGAAAUGGCCUCUAUUUAUACGAAUUUUUAAAUUGUAUAACAGCCCCUGGGGGAACUUGUUCAGCUCCGGCUACAUCUUGGGAAGUGUUACCAGCUUAGAGGGUGGUGCCAGAGAAGCAUUGCCACACGGCAUUCUAUCUCCAGUUGCGUGCAGCACUGUGCAACUAGAGAGUUUUCAAAUGUCCAUUUAAUUUGUUCCCAUGUGUGGUACUUACAUUUGCACUUCCAAGUUUUGUGGCGGUAGCCUCUCUUUGUGUAUGUGAGUGUCGUUUAGUUUGCCUGAGCUCACCAGGAGUGGGUCAAGUCGUCUGUACAGCUAAAACUUGCCUAAAUGCGAAGUAAACUCUUGGGGUAUCGGGGCACAUUGAAGCAACCUGUGUGCAAGUCAAUGGGCCUACAUGUCUAUACUUGUGGACAAUUUUCCGUGUUUAAUGCAUCAAAGGAUAGCUGUGGGGACAGAGAAUCGGCACAUGUGUGAUAUCAUGAAGUACUAGUGUGGAUUGCUUUCACACCAUUUUUGAUUUGACAUCCUAGUGCAGUAGGGUGGCUGGAAAGCAAACUGCUUAGCAACAUUAUAUUUACUUUUUUUGGUAUUGUAAUAAGCAAAAUAAAGGAAUGAAUGCUGAGAAACAAUUUAUUACAGUUUUAUUGUCCUGUUGGAUACAUUGAGAUAAAAAUUGUGCAUGUUUGAACAUAUUGCUUUUUCCUAUGCAUUUUUACAUGGUAGUGUUUGUCGCUUCCCUGCUUGAAGGUGGUAAAAAUUUCAACACAGACCUAAGAACAGACGAUUCAUUGCUGAUAUUUAGUAGUUGAUAGUAACUGCAUCAAUAAUCUGUUCAGAGCACUACUCACAGCACAGAAAGAAGGGCAAGUUAAUUGUUUAGUCAAUGUGCCAGGUGGCCCCAUUUUUGUUGUUGCUAUUAUUUCUGCAUGGUGUAUAGAUGUAUUAUCUCCGCAAAGACGGUAGAUAUGCGAAAUUAAAAUUUGUGCACAUUAAAAGCGACAAUCAAAUUCGUAACUAUAGGCAGGUGUGUCAUCAUGCAUGUGCAUUAGUUGUGUAGCUUUGGCUUGCAUGGCCACAGAAGGUUGUCCAUGAGUAUGGCAAUGGCUAGUUCUGUGCAUUGGAGUAGCACUUUAAUGAGCAGGCCUGGCCUGUGGCCUGCUGUUAUUUAGUUAGCGCACAAAGCCACUGCUGGAUGCAUGCUGCCCAUCCCAACCUAGUGAGCCAUGGCUGCAGCUUUUACAGUGCAUCGUAAUCAUUGAGGGUCAGAAGUGGUCAGUGCUAACCACCCGGUUGCAGUUAUUUGCAUACUUAUGGUUGUGUCUUUUGGAUCUUGCGCUGCUCUCAUGUCAUGAUUUCUUCACGUAUUUGUUUAGCAACACAUUAUUUAUUUAAGGUACUGUGAAUCACAUGAAUAAAUUGUCACACAAGUGCUGCAAGUGGAAGAUAGCAAACAUCACAGAAGUGCACAUGGCAGAAGUCUGAAGCAUACAGGGUCUCAGAUCUGAGACAAAAAUAAACAGGUUUCAAUCAAGAUUGUGUUGCUGUUAGCAUUGAUUUUGCAAACUCAAUAAAGUUUUCUUUAUUAUGGAA